CGCUGGUGCAACAGCAGAGGCUCUGCCACAGGCCUAAGAGGUGGUGUGUGGGACAUGCAGGGGUGCAGGGGUGUAGGUGGUGCAAGGUGAAAGUUGUGCCAGGGGUGCACGGGCUGUGGAGGGUGCAGGCAGUUCAGGGGCGUAGGGAGUGCAGGGGUGCAGGGAGUGCAGAGGUUCAAGAGCGCAUGCAGUGCAGGGGCUGCAGGGUUUGCAGGGGUGUUGGGGUGCAGGGAGGUGCUCAGGCUCUUGGCCAGAGUCAGAAGGCUGGUGCACAUCCUCGCAGUCAGCCUGACCCCUGGAGGCGGAUGCGGUGCGUUUGGGGUGGCGGCGGCGGAAGGGGGCUGCCCAGGGAAGCCGCUUGUUUACUUCUCUUCCCCGCAGCCUGGCCUGGAGGAGGCCUUGGCCACAGGAGAUUUCCCGGAAGUCGGACUCCAGAGUCCUUGAGAGGCCCCUGUCAUCACUGUCAGUAUCAUCAUCAUCACCAUCAUCAUGAUGGAACGGAUUCCUCUGGAAGAUUCUAGUAAAAUAAAGAGAUGGGUGGGGAGACAUGUAGUGUAUCUCGCAGAACCCAGAGCCCAGAGCGGAUCGCUGGCCCUCCCGCGCAUGCCCACGGUUGGAUGCCAGCUGGACCGCGGGUCCGAAGCUCCAGCUUCGAGCCAGGGAUCAGCCCCAGUGGCUGCUCGGCUCUGUCGCCCAGUAGGCCUUUGGCUCCUGCCCCGGGUCGGGACCUCCGGCUGUGUAAGUGGAAGGUUGGGGGCUCUGGGGAAGGGGGUCCGCGUGUCACAGCCUGCGAGGGCUCGAGUCAGCGAGUAUCCAGUUGAGGGUCUCGCGCCAGCGCCCUCUGCCUGCGCCACCUGCCCUGGCGCCCAGGCCACACCUGUCCAGGGCCGGGCAUGCACCUCCCGUGGACAUGGCCUUCCCCGUCCAUACCGCGGCCCGCACCUGCCACCUCUCGCCCCAGGCGGGCUCCCCUCAGUCUGCGGCCGGCGCCCCCUUCCGCUCUCCCGCUGCGAGCCCCCUCCUCCCGGGCUCCCUCUCCUCGGCCGCAGACCCCGCCCCGCCCCUGGGACUGCUGCGUCCCGGGCUGGCGGGACCUGCGGAGCCGGGAGGGGGCGGGGACAGUGGCUUGGACUGGCCUCCGAGCGGGGCUGCAGCCCGCGCUCCCCGCCGCUUUCCCUGCCCCGCCACCCCUAGA
This is a messenger RNA of Vicugna pacos (alpaca), 1195 nucleotides long. The record is from RefSeq and is a predicted model, not a curated record. NCBI's taxonomy places the organism in Eukaryota, Metazoa, Chordata, Mammalia, Artiodactyla, Camelidae.